AUGUCAGACUCAGAGAACCCUCCAGACAGCUCAACACCAGAUGACACUCAACAUGUGGGGAAAAGCAGCAGCCCGGUAACCGCGGGGAAAUCGGCCACACGACGGGAAUUAUUAGCAGCGCUGACCGCAACUGAUGUGACUAUCCGACGUUUAGACCUACUUCUAUCUUCUGCCGACGGACAAGAGCGAGUUCUCGCAACCGUAAACUACGUCGCCUCUAUCCUCCACCACCUCUGCGCUUCAGCACCCUGGAUCGCCUUCCAAAUGCGACUAGGAAUCCUCGCCCGAUUACGCGUGAUCUCCAACGUGAUCUACCAAUUCCUCGAAAAUGUCCCCUACCUCGCUUCAAAGGGUAUUAUUUCUAAGACAUGGAUCAAUAAAUACGGGGGCAUUGAUCUAUGGUAUAUUUGGAGUACUCGGGGCUGGUUCGGUCACAUCUUCUUUCAGUUCUUCGUUCUUUGGCGUGAAAAUGUGCUACGAAAGCGACGCAUGGCUGCUAAAUGUGCUGCAGCUGGGAUCAUCGAGACGAAGGAACUGAAAGCUGAGGAGAAAGAGGAACUUCGCAAGGAGAUUCGCUCGUGGAAGAAGAGUCUAGUUAAUAAUACUAUCUGGGCGCCCUUGUGUGUUCACUGGUGUUUCGAGAAGGGUAUUGGUAUCCCCGAGAACUUGAUCGGCUUGUUUAGUCUCAUGGCUGGUGCUUGGGGGUUACGGGACUCGUGGGCUGCAACAGCUAAAGCAUGA
Penicillium malachiteum is the source of this 741-nucleotide messenger RNA. RefSeq lists its product as uncharacterized. Gene Ontology annotation, biological process: peroxisome fission. Gene Ontology annotation, cellular component: peroxisomal membrane. The record is from RefSeq and is a predicted model, not a curated record. The transcript has 3 exons. Lineage: Eukaryota; Fungi; Ascomycota; Eurotiomycetes; Eurotiales; Aspergillaceae. The coding region runs from base 1 to 741 and encodes 246 amino acids.